AUGGAACACAAUCUCGCCGUCUGCAGUGUACUCGGUAACGGCGCCCUCAGAACCCCAGUUCACCAGCACAUUGCCCGACUCCAAGACCUGCGCAGAACCCUGCGAUUUGGCAAGCAGGCCGUAUGGGGCCUGGUAGUUCUUGAGCAGCUUGGCCUCCCACGUCUCGGUGUUCACCUCAACAACUUUUCCGCUGGAAACCUCGUUGAUCUUCACCAAAUGGCCGUGUUUGUCCUCUGUUCCGUGGGCAGAGUUGUCAAAGAACGAGAUGAUCUGUUUCUUGCCGUCCUCGGAAGUCCACAGGUACCUUGCGUGGUGCUGGAAGCCGAAUCUAAAGCCACCAACGUUUUCAAAGCUCGAGCUGGUCUCGCCAGGAAUGCCUCCCAGCUUCCAGAUAACCUCGCCUGUCUUUCCGUCGAUCUUGUACACCGAGGCGGCGUCUCUGGCAGAGAGCAGGUAGUCUCCGUUCUCGUCCUUGUCGACCGAGUUGAUAUGGAAGUAAUCCCACGCAUCGCUCGAGUUAUAACCAGAACCGGCAUAACCAGGGUUAAUUGGGAGCACAGACUCGUGCGGAGAAACGUGGUCCAAAGAGGCCCAUUCAAACAGCACCUCGCCGGUCUCAAGGUCAAGUUCCUGGAAAAUGGCGUUCACAAUCCAUUGUUGCUCCUCAGAAGCACCAAAUUCGCUAAGGUCCCGGGGAACCGGCUGGUAAACUUGAAGCAAGCCGGUUUUCUCGUCCUUGAUGUGGAACUCGUGCUUGUCAGAAAGCUUGUGCUUGCCGGCACGCAGCUCCUUGACGAGCUCGUAGCGGUUGUUCAGGAACGUGUGGUGGCCGUGGCCAUGGCCAUAGGCCGGGUUGUGGUCUCCUUCAAAAGAAAACAAAAUGUCCUGGCCGUUGAACUUGGCGGCCUGGAAAUUGGCGUUCCAGAUCGAAAAGAUGCUGUACCCAGACCACACAAGGUCUCCCUCGGCGGAAAAGAUGUACGGAGCAGCCUGUCUUGGUCCGUGCAGGGUGUUGUCCGGGAAGCCAGAGAACGGAGCCACGAAAAGAUAGUCUGUAGAGGCCUUGUCGUGGUCGAAGAUGGUGAUGUUCAGCUGGGGCGGAGCCAGGUCGGACCGACUGCGGUACUGCCAGUCGGCGUACACGGGCAGAAGGAAUAA
Molecule: messenger RNA, 1158 nt
Organism: Ogataea philodendri
Lineage: Eukaryota; Fungi; Ascomycota; Pichiomycetes; Pichiales; Pichiaceae
Exons: 1
Coding region: 1-1158 (385 amino acids)
Source: RefSeq, a predicted model, not a curated record